Molecule: messenger RNA, 1480 nt
Organism: Sorex fumeus (smoky shrew)
Lineage: Eukaryota; Metazoa; Chordata; Mammalia; Eulipotyphla; Soricidae
Gene: RGP1
Product: RGP1 homolog, RAB6A GEF complex partner 1
Exons: 9
Coding region: 166-1341 (391 amino acids)
Biological process (GO): retrograde transport, endosome to Golgi
Cellular component (GO): Ric1-Rgp1 guanyl-nucleotide exchange factor complex; Golgi membrane
Source: RefSeq, a predicted model, not a curated record
CAGGGUCCCGGCACCUCCAGGCUUCCGCGCGCUGCGCGCCGGGUCCCGCCGGCCGGUAUCCGCGCAGCGAGCACGCACGCCCGGCGCAGGUCCGCGGGAGCCGUGGGAAGGUGACCGGGACGGCCUGACGAGCAGAGUCCCUUCCGACCCAGGCCCUGAGUUGCCAUGAUCGAAGUGGUGGCAGAGCUGAGCCGGGGGCCCGUGUUUCUGGCCGGGGAGGCGCUGGAGUGUGUGGUGACCGUCACUAAUCCCCUGGCCCCCACAGCCACUUCUGCAUCCAGUGAAGCUUUGGCCUGGGCCAGUGCACAGAUCCACUGCCAGUUCCAUGCCAGUGAGAGCCGGGUGGCAUUGCCGCCCCCUGACUCCAAUCAGCCUGAGGUGCAGCCCGAGAGCCAGACUGUCUUUCUGCCACAUCGAGGUGAGAGGGGCCAGUGUAUCCUCUCCACUCCUCCAAAGAUUCUCUUCUGUGACCUGCGGCUGGAACCUGGAGAGUCCAGAUCAUACUCCUACAGUGAGGUGCUGCCUCUCGAGGGACCUCCCUCCUUCCGGGGCCAGUCUGUCAAGUAUGUCUACAAGUUGACCAUUGGCUGCCAACGCGUCAAUUCCCCCAUCACCUUACUUAGGGUCCCUCUGAGAGUCCUCGUGCUGACGGGCCUUCAAGAUGUCCGGUUUCCCCAGGAUGAGUCUGUGGCCCCAUCCAGUCCGUUCUUGGAGGAGGAAGAAAGUGGCAAGAAGGACUCUUGGCUCACAGAACUGGCGGGGGAGCGUCUCAUGGCCACCACAUCCUGCCGCAGCCUCCAUCUGUACAAUAUCAGCGAUGGCCGAGGGAAAGUUGGAACAUUCGGCAUCUUCAAAUCUGUGUACAGACUUGGCGAAGAUGUGAUAGGGACCUUAAACCUGGGGGAAGGAACUGUUGCUUGCUUGCAGUUCUCGGUAAGCUUGCAGACUGAAGAGCGGGUGCAGCCCGAGUAUCAGCGGCGCCGAGGGGCAGGCGGCGCCCCCUCUGUGUCCCAUGUGACUCACGCCCGGCACCAGGAGUCCUGCCUACAUACCACCAGGACCAGCUUCUCCCUCCCCAUUCCACUGAGCUCCACCCCAGGCUUCUGCACAGCCAUUGUUUCCCUGAAGUGGCGGCUACACUUUGAGUUUGUGACAUCCAGAGAACCCGGUCUGGUACUCCUGCCUCCCAUGGAACAGCCCGAGCCUGUCACCUGGACGGGGCCCGAGCAAGUGCCCGUCGACACGUUCAGCUGGGACCUCCCCAUCAAGGUGCUGCCAACAAGCCCCACGCUGGCCUCCUACGCCGCCCCGGGCCCCAGCACCAGCACCAUCACCAUCUAAAACUGCCACUGCUUUGCGUGCCGGGCCCGGCAACCAAGGCCCGUCCCCACCGGGCCCAGGACCAUGGACAAUGAGAGGCCAACCUUAAGCGGGAGCAUUCACUUAUUUAUUCAGAAUAAAGUGGUAGCUGCUAGUGGUU